AUGUAUUCAAUAUUUAUAUUACUUUGUGCUUGUGUUGGAUGUAUUUUGUAUGCUAAAUAUAGCCAAUGUGAUCCUCUUCGAGCUAAACUUAUUUCUAAACCUGAUCAAUUGUAUCCUUUGUUUAUAAUUGAAACAUUGGGACGAUUUCCAGGUUUAACAGGUCUAUUUAUUGCUGGUAUAUUAAGUGCAUCGUUAAGUACAAUAUCAAGUGGAAUUAAUAGUAUAGCAACUGUUGUUCUUGAAGAUAUUUAUAAACGAAUAGCAGUUGAAAAUUCUAUGACAGAUAAAAAACAAGCUAUUAUUUCAAAGAUUUUAUCUCUUAUUAUUGGUCUUCUCAUUGUAUUUUUGGCAUUUAUUGCAUCUUAUUUAGGUGAUAAUAUUCUUGUAAUAGUUUUUCAAAUUGCUGGAUCAUUUGUUCCACCAAUUCUUGGCGUUUAUUUACUUGGAUUUUUUGCACCACGCGUUAAUAGUCGAAAAUCGUCGACAUUGGAGACAGAUGAUUUACAUGAACCGGAAAAAUCAAUUGUCGAACAACAGCAAAUGCUUUAA
Molecule: messenger RNA, 549 nt
Organism: Rotaria sp. Silwood2
Lineage: Eukaryota; Metazoa; Rotifera; Eurotatoria; Philodinida; Philodinidae
Source: the annotation of a GenBank genome assembly